Messenger RNA from Pieris napi, 3073 nucleotides. RefSeq names its product soluble guanylate cyclase 89Db-like. Gene Ontology annotation, cellular component: guanylate cyclase complex, soluble. Gene Ontology annotation, molecular function: oxygen sensor activity; guanylate cyclase activity; heme binding. The transcript has 14 exons. The record is from RefSeq and is a predicted model, not a curated record. The coding region runs from base 48 to 2465 and encodes 805 amino acids. Gene Ontology annotation, biological process: nitric oxide-cGMP-mediated signaling; response to oxygen levels; cGMP biosynthetic process. Lineage: Eukaryota; Metazoa; Arthropoda; Insecta; Lepidoptera; Pieridae.
GCCUUCCUGGGCACUUGUCUCUUGUAAAAAAAAAAAAAAUUCUAAUCAUGUAUGGAAUGCUACUUGAAAGUGUUCAGCAUUUUAUAGUGCAAGAAUGCGGAGAGGAAAUAUGGGAGACUAUUCUUCAAGAAGCGGGAGCCAAGAAUACAGUUUUCAUGACUCGACAGCAAUAUCCAGAUGCUCUUAUGUUGCGUUUGGCUUGUGCUCUGUCACGAUUGCUAAAUAAAGAUCCAAACAGCCCAACAAUCUGCGCACCGGUAACUCCACCACCAAGAAAAUCAUCUCUCAAAUCCAAACCAGCUUGGAGAAGUGCCUCAGUCCAUGCAGAUAACAGAAGUCAAACCUUCAAAUGUCCCUUCUCUGCUGUAAGCGCUCUGACAGCAGUAACAAAGCAAGAAAUAGAGGCUUAUAACUCCUCAGAAGAAAUAAAGUCAACCACACAGAGUACAAUCUCAACAGAGAAAAUUUGUGAACUUGAAGAACUUGAUGCCACACCAACUCACCAAAAUAGAGAUAGGAGAAGUCUUGGUGUACAUUUGGAAAGGUUAAGAAGUGAUGAUACAAAAUCAGUGACGGUUACAGAACUGCCUAAAGAUUCAGAGCCUACAUCACCAAUUUCAGAAGCUUCGAAAUUCAGUUCACUGCCAAAAAACACUUCUUCACCUUCAGAUUCUAGAAAAGGUUCUCUCAAACCUAGGAAAGUGAGCAUCACUGUCGCUCUUGAUGUGUACAAGCGUCGGGGAUCCGGAAACACUAGUAGACAAAGACUGAACAGUCUCAGUUUAUUAAGUGCAGAGAGACUGAAUGUUCUAAAAGAGAAGUUUAGUACGCCUGAUAAAAUAAUGCACUUCUUUGGAAGAUGUUUUGUAAAGUUCUUCUCAAAUUUUGGGUACGACACAAUGAUUCGAGCAACUGGGCGUUACUUCUGCACUUUUCUUCAAUCAGUUGACAGCAUCCAUCAGCGUAUGAGGUUCACCUUUCCCCAAAUGAAAUCUCCAAGAAUGCAGCUUACCAGAGCACAUAUUCAUGGAGCUGAACUGGUGUACAGUAGUGCAAGAACUGGAUACACACAUUAUCUUAUGGGUCAGCUAUAUGAAAUUGCUGAAGAUAUAUUCUCUUUGAAACUGAAAGUGACCAUCGUAAAGGAGGAUUUAAUGGAGGGAAACAACCAUUACGUUGCUGUUUUACGACUUGAGUUUGAUAAUAGUGAUUAUGUGCAGUCAUUGAUGGCAAAGAAAUCACUACCUUGUCCUCUACCUGCCGUACCAGCCACUCUUCUGACCCAGCUGUUUCCGUUUGGGGUGCUUCUAGACAGAAAAAUGAAAAUACUUGUUGCGGGUGAUAAGCUGAUAGAAGCCUGGGGAGGUCCUUACAAACGAAUAUAUAAAACACAAGUCAGCGAAAUCCUAAGACUUAGGAAGCCAAAGAUAUCAUUCACAUGGGAUAAGGUGGUGUGCAUGCAAAACAUGAUGUUUGAAUUGGAACUAGUGCGGUGGCGGUCACUGAACCUCACAGAUUCGAGACGAGGCUCCCAGGGAACUCGCUCUAUUCUUCUGAAGGGACCUAUCUAUUUUCUUGAAGAAAUUGAUGCUCUUGUUUUUCUGUGUAGCCCCAUAUUCAACAACCUAGACGAACUCCGAUUAGCUGGCUUAUACGUAGCUGAUAUGAAUGGGCAUGGCCUCUCCAAAGAAAUGCUUCUUCAAGGCUGGCAACACCUUUCUCGAUUGGAGUUAUUAUUUGAAAAAGCAGAAAACCGCUCUUUAACGUUGGAAAAGUCUUGGAAACUUAGAGAUGAAUGGAAGAAGAAAGGUGAUCAACUGCUCUACUCGAUGAUACCAAAGACAGUCGCUUAUCAACUGAGAGCUGGAAAAAUGCCGGAGGCUGAGCACUUCGACUGCGUCUCAGUUAUGUUCUGUGGAUUUCAAAUUAGACAGACUGGUACUAGAGAGGAUGUGAUGGCUACCGUGGGAUAUAUGAACAGUGUUUAUUCCAGAAUUGACCGACUUCUUGAUUCGCAUCAAGUUUAUAAGGUGGAGACAGUAGGUACCGUGUAUAUGGUCGUAGCAGGAGCCCCGGAGAGACGGCGAAGACUAGCCCAUGCCGAGUGCGUCGCUAGCGCCGCCCUGGCUGUGUCUCGAGCUUUGCCUAUGCUCACUAUUGGAAUCCAUUCCGGACCUUGUCAAGCAGGUGUAUUGGGUCAUAAGCAGCCCCGAUAUUGCCUCGUUGGGGACACAGUUAACACAGCUUCUAGAAUGCAGACAACAAGCGAACCAGGGCGUAUACAAAUAUCAGCUCAAACAGCGGGAGAGUUACCUUCAGGCAAGUUCAGACUUCGACAAAGAGGAUUGAUAAAAGUAAAGGGUAAAGGACAAAUGGAAACUUUCUGGCUCGAAGGGGAAAUAGAAGAAGAUGAGCAAGAUGAAGCUUUACAACUAUUUUCAAAGCUAUGCGAAGAGAAUGAGUAAAUUAAGCGAAAUCAUAUCGCAUCGGUAAUUAAUGGUUUACAUAUAAGUUGUGUUACUAAAUACGCUGUCGAUAUUUUAAGUAUUAAAAAAUUGUCCCGUACCGAGCUUAAAAUAUCAUGACAUUCUCUACAGUGUCCAUUGUUACAAUACGUCAUGCCUGUUUAAUAGUUUCUUGUCUAGGGACCUGCGAUUUAUUUUUACUCUGUGCCAUAAUGAAUGUCAGCGUAGCGAAUAAUCAUAGUAGUCUGUGUGGAAAGCCGGUGUGGCAGUUUUAUGAGAAGUAGCGUCUGGUCUAUUAAAUCUUUUAAAAUACGUCAUUUCAUUUAUUCACAAAAUUAUAUACUCUUUUAUAAUUUUUUCAUAUUAAGAUUCAAGAUGAUGGCUGUCGAAUCACAAUCAGUGUUAUCAACAUUCCAAAAACGGUACUUCUUUUGCACUGUCCCGACCUAGUAGUGGGUUAGUACCCACAAUGGUUUAGUACCGCACUAUAUAUAACACUUAUAAUCUAUCUUUGAAACAUUAUUUAAUUACGAAAAAGUAUAAUUUAGGAACUUUCAAUCAUUCUAUAUGUUUAAGUAUAAUCUAGUUUAGCGCAUUCAAAUGCUAUA